CCUUCCCAUUCCUUCCAGUGGGCCGACUGCCAUAUUCUGUAGUGGUUGGGUGUCAGUGUAAGGAAGAGUGUGCAAAGCUCUAAAUUCGUCAAAAUGGCGGGGAAUACGGGGAUGGAGCAGCUCAUCCCCAUUGUAAACAAACUGCAAGAUGCAUUUACACAGUUAGGAGUGCACAUGCAACUGGAUUUGCCCCAAAUCGCCGUCGUUGGGGGUCAGUCAGCUGGCAAGUCCUCUGUGCUCGAGAAUUUUGUUGGACGAGACUUCUUGCCUCGUGGUUCGGGUAUCGUCACCCGUCGACCACUUAUCCUACAGCUCAUUUAUCAUCCACAUGAGUAUGGCGAGUUUUUACACAAGAAGGGCGAGAGGUACACAAAUUUCGAUGAAAUCCGAAAGGAGAUUGAAGCUGACACAGACCGGAUAACCGGCAAUAACAAAGGCAUAUCAAACUUGCCCAUAAAUCUACGGGUUUAUUCGCCAAAUGUGUUGAACUUAACGCUUAUCGACUUGCCGGGCUUGACCAAAGUGCCUGUUGGUGACCAACCUCAAGAUAUAGAGCAGCAAAUUCGCAAUAUGAUAAUGACCUAUAUCUCCAAGGAUAGUUGUCUUAUCUUGGCUGUGUCGCCUGCUAAUUCUGACUUAGCCAACAGUGAUGCCUUAAAAUUGUCUAAAGAUGCAGAUCCAGACGGAUUGAGAACAAUAGGUGUCAUCACAAAACUUGAUCUUAUGGAUGAAGGUACAGAUGCCAGAGAUGUUUUAGAAAAUAAAUUGCUGCCAUUGCGAAGAGGUUAUGUGGGUGUCGUAAAUCGAUCACAGAAGGAUAUUGACGGGAAAAAAGAUAUCAAAGCUGCAAUGGCUGCAGAACGCAAAUUUUUCCUCGCUCACCCGGCUUACAGACAUGUUGCAGAUCGUAUGGGUACUCCCUAUUUGCAACGAGUUCUCAACCAACAGUUAACAAAUCAUAUCAGGGAAACACUUCCAAGCCUUAGAGACAAACUCCAAAAACAGCUUCUUGCGAUGGAGAAGGAGGUAGAACAGUACAAACACUUUCGCCCUGAUGAUCCUUCGAUCAAAACAAAGGCUAUGUUACAAAUGAUCCAACAAGUACAGAAUGACUUCGAAAGAGCAAUAGAAGGGUCUGGCUCUGCAGCGAUUAAUACAAAUGAACUUUCUGGUGGUGCUAAAAUAAAUAGACUUUUCCAUGAACGUUUCCCUUAUGAAAUAGUACGAAUGGAGUUUGACGAAAAAGAGCUGAGAAGAGAGAUUGCUUUUGCCAUCAGAAAUAUUCAUGGUAUUAGAGUGGGUCUCUUUACACCAGAUAUGGCAUUUGAUGCCAUUGUUAAAGGACAGAUAGCUCGUCUAAAAGAACCAAGUUUGAAGUGUGUGGAUCUCGUUGUGCAAGAACUGACAAAUGUUGUACGGUACUGCACUCUCAAGAUGUCGCGAUAUCCAAGAUUGCAGGAAGAAACUGAAAGAAUCAUUACAACUCACAUAAGAGAGCGUGAACAAAUAUGUAAAGAGAGCAUCCUCCUUAUGAAUGAAUGCGAAUUAGCUUAUAUGAACACAAAUCAUGAAGAUUUCAUCGGUUUUGCCAAAUACCAAUAUCAAAGUAGUAAUUCCUCCUGCCGCAGAGUGCCUAACCUGUCAGAUGCCCAGCAAACUUCAGAGACAUCAAGCAAGUCAGGUCGCAAGCUUGGCAACCAGGUCAUCCGAAAAGGUUUCAUGUCCAUCUCCAAUCUUGGUUUCAUGAAAGGUGGCUCACGAGAUUACUGGUUUGUCUUAACUUCAGAAUCACUCUCUUGGUUCAAGGAUGAAGAAGAAAGAGACAAGAAGUACAUGCUUAUGUUGGAUGGCUUGAAAAUUAAAGAUAUUGAGCAAGGUUUUAUGUCUCGUCGUCAUGUGUUUGCUCUCUACAAUCCUGAUCAGAGGAAUGUAUACAAGGAUUACAAAGAACUUCAGUUGGGUGUUGAAACUCAGGAUGAUAUGGACUCGUGGAAAGCGUCCUUCCUCCGAGCUGGAGUGUAUCCAGAGAAAGUAUCGGACUCUGCUAAUGGUGAAGAGGGUGGUCCACACAACGGUAGGAAGGGAACAAGUGAAGGCUCUACUUCUAUGGAUCCACAACUGGAACGACAAGUAGAAACCAUCCGCAAUCUAGUCGAUUCUUACAUGAAGAUUGUAACAAAAACGACCCGUGAUUUAGUACCAAAGUCUCUCAUGCAUCUCAUGAUCAAUAAUACCAAAGAAUUUAUUAAUGGUGAACUUCUUGCUCACCUAUAUGCUUCAGGUGACCAGUCAUCUAUGAUGGAAGAAAGUCCUGAAGAGGCUAGGAAGAGAGAAGAAAUGUUAAGAAUGUACCAUGCUUGCAAGGAGGCGUUGAAAAUCAUUGGUGAUGUAUCUAUGGCAACAGUUACCACUCCAAUGCCACCACCAGUUAAAGAUAAUUGGCUCCCUACAGGCCAGGAUAGUCCCAAAAUUGGCCAAAGCGGUCCUCCUUCGCCAGGGGGUAGUAUGAGAAAACCCAUAUCAGCAAAUGUAUCAAGAGCUCCACCUCCUGUACCAGGAGGUGGGCGUCCAGCUCCUGCCAUUCCAACACGGCCUACGCCGGCUCCUCCUUCUAGGCAGGGUAAUGCAGGUGGUCUACCUCCUCCACUCAUCCCAUCGCGACCAGUACCAAUUGUCCCACCAAGAAUGCAAGAUAGACCUCAAGUGCCUCAGCGCCCACAUUGACAAGAUAAGUUAGAGGAGUUUUGCUUAACAAUAUUUGAUGUGAUGAUAUGUGCCUUUGCAUUGUCUUUCAACUCUUGGAUUGUCUCAAGGACUUACACCUGUCGCAAUAGUUGCAGAACCAUCAACAAGUUUGAAAUGAACCUUGCAGGCAAGCCUUUAUUUUUGCAGUAAUCUAUAAAGUAAUGCAAGAUGUGGUCAUCAAAUAUACCAUGAAUGUAGAAAUUUCAGUCUUAUAUUACAUAUCAUUGAAUAUGAAAUCUUAGAUUCCUUGAAAAGUGAAUUUUUUUUGGUAACAUUUUGUUGGGAAAUUAAUAUAUAUUAGACUGGCUAAACUCUGUACUACAUCACAUUGUAUACAAAUUGUGAUCCUAGAGUAUCAAAACAGUUAAAAAUUGCAAGCAAAUCAUAUUUUUUAUUCAUUUGAAGUUUUACGCCCUCUUGUGACAGUGCUUUGUAAUUACAGAAUCAAUUUAUUUAUGGAGAAUUUUACAGCUAAAUGAUUAUGUACAUAUAGGUAAUACAGACCAAAGCAGGUGUUUACUAAUGCAAAUUUAUAUUUAACUGGAAAUUUAGUGUGUGUGAAGGGAGGGAAUUUUUGUGUUGGUAAUACUAUGUAAUGGUUGGAGUGUGAAUUCUGGUGCAGCUAUUAAUCAGUAUUUACACAGGUAAACUGGUACAUAGACCGUCCUGAUCUAAUAGUUAUAUUGCUGUAAAACAAGCCGUAUGCCUAACAACUUUCAAAUGCAUACACAGAUGGAGAAUAUGAAUGUUCAAAUAUUUUAUAACAAACGACAUAGAAUAUAUUAGCAAGACAAAUGACAAAGGGCUCUUUUUAAUACCCAUCUUUGUGAUUUUAGCCAUACAGAUAUUUGUAAAAAUUGCUGUUCAUAUUUGCUAAAAAAAUAUAUUUUCUCUUGUAAAUAUUGUACAGUAAGAAGUUACCAUGCAUUCAUGGCAAUUUUUAUAUGGGCUGAAGCUAGUCAGAAUUGAAGAGUAUUAGUUUCAGUCUGGACAGUGAGGGAGUAUUUUUGUCAUCUUUCAAUAAUUUUAAAGAAAAUAUGAAAAAUGGGUAAAAGUUUCUAUUUACACAGGAAAUCCUUGCAGUAUCCUUAUGCAUUUUGGAGAAGCUGUAAUCUUUCAAUAUUCCUUUUUAAUGCUUGAUUUAUGUAAUUUUUUCCUUGUGAGUGUUUCAGGUAUUUCAGAUUCUCUUUUACAUCUUGAUAAGUUUUCAUAAAACACACUUGCAGCAUCAGUAUGAAAUGGCAUCUUCUACUUGUUUGAAAGUUCUUCUGGCGUGAGGUAGAUCUUUACUAUUUUAUACAAGGCCAUGUGUACUUUUUGAAUAAGUCAAAUAGUCAAUAAGUAGUCUGAUGCAGUAUUUUUGAAAUUAAAAAUUCUUUACUUUUUAUCUCCCAAAGGGAGAUUGAAAUCCACAAAAGGUGCCAAAUCUUGCUGACCACUAUAGAAACCUGUGUAAAUUUCUUGGCAUUUGUAGCUGUUACAGUGAAGUGAUGUUUUGAUAGUUAAAACAGAAAAACUUAUUUUGCACUAAAAGAUAGCUACUUUUCAUAUAUAGAAAAAUAUGAAUGAGCAGCUGUUUGGAGAACAAAAAAUUUCAAAAUUUAAAAGUUCAUGCAUUCAGUCAUUUUUGCACUCAAAAGAGACUGUAGUAUGUAAUUUAUUAAACAGCAGUUUAGAACUGAUAUAAUUAAAAUUUAUUGUAAAGACGGACUAACUGUUGAAUUUUGGCAGAUUUUCGACAUUUAUGUUUCUGUAUGGUUUUCCUUUUUCUGGUAAGGUACAGUUCAUAAAGGUUUAUUUUAAUACAGUAAUCUGUCAUCCCAUUGUCAAGUUGAAAGUCUUAGAAUACUAUAAUCAAAAUAUGUACCUUGUAGUAAGAUUGGAAUCUUGGGUAAACUAUGGGUAAACUACAUUUCCAUGGUCUGUAGGAUGAUUUCACAGUUAAUUUAUUAUUAUAAUAAUAAACUGGAAUAAAAUUAUGGUGAGACAUUGUUACAUAAUGCAUUUUCAUAUGCAAGGUAAUGAUUAGCCCCUGAACAUUGUAUUGAAUGUUAGAAAGUUAAGACCAUGUCAGUGCAUGUGAGGUAGUAGUUGAUUUAUUAAUGAAUGACUGUAUAUAUAAAUGGUUAAGAGGUUAGAUUUUGUUAUGCUUCUACUACACUGGUGAUAAUACAGUGCUGAAAUCCCAAAAGUUCUUAAAUUAGAAGUCAGGCAAGCUCAACGGAAUUUGAAUAGGUUGAUGUUUGGAAUUUUAGAUAUUCAGUUUAUGACUUCAAACUAAUAAAUUUAUUUUAACUUGUUCUUUCAUUGAGAGAAAUUAGGAAACAACUGACAUAAAUGUGCAAAUAAUGGAAAGAACCUUGGUACUUUACCAUUUUGAGAGGACAAAACCUGAAUAUCUAAUAAAACAUAAGAAAAAAAAUGAAUGGCAAUAAUGGUGAUACUAAAUGGUAAUGGUUUAAUGAUUGCUUGCUUAUGAAUUAUAGUGUAAAAUAUAAAUGCUCGGUUCCUAUUUCUGUUGGUUCUUAGUAAUUCUUGUAGUGGUAAUUUUAUUUUAUUGAUGUAAUACUAAUUGUUUUGAAAUUUAGAACCUGUUUCCCCCUCUAUGCAUACCAACAAGCUCAUUCUUCCAAUUUGUGUGUAAUAUUGACCCAAAAACAAUUCCAUAACCAGAACCUUUAUCAAAUUUUGCCUGCAUUUUCUAUACCAAGAAUGCUAUAUCUUGACAAUUAAUAUACAGUGAAAAUUUAGAUAUGGAAAUGGGAAAGUAAGCAUAAUGUAUCUUUGCAAAGAACAUACGUAUAUGCUAUCUCUAAAUUUUUUGUCUUACUAUUGUAGAGAGCCAUUCGAGCAUAAAAGCUUUCUGCCUUUUUGGCUGGGGGUGAGCGGGGUUGUUGGACAUUUAGUUGGAAAACACAAACUUGAUUUCCAGAAGAUGCCUGGUUUCCCUGUCAAAACUUUAUAAUGAAGUGAACUGGUAUUUUCUUGCCUUGCUUUUCUUCAUGUAACACAGUUCAAAGUUUUGGAAAUGAGGCAAUUGGGACCUCUGUGGGGCUGCAGUGUCAUUUCAUGUUUUUGCUGUAAAAGUUGAAAAUUUUUUUAUGGAGCUGGCUAAGGUAGAUGUAAUAAACAUUACCACUGAAAAUGAAAUAUCUUGAAAAUGGGGAACCAUAACAGAUGAUAAGAGGAAAUUUGGUAGAGUUUCUUCUGAAAUACAUACAUUAUCAUUCCCCUUCUGUCAGAACUGAAGUCACUGCACCCUCGCAUGAAUAAAGGCAAGAAGUACAAGUGCAUCUUCUGAAUACUAUUUACCAAACUGAUCUCUGUUUGGUCACCCAUUGCCCAAAAUUACAUUUUGAUUUGUAGUUUAACAGGUGAACAGUGCUGGUUCUGUCAUUAAGGAAGUGUUCAUCCUUGGUAUGUGGUUUUUCAGUGAUGGAAAUGUGCUUGAAUACACACACACUGAACAUUGUGCCAAAAUACAUAUGUCAAAAUAAUUUUUUAUCCUUUUAUGUUCUCCAUAAGACUGAAUAGGUUUCAUAUUUUUUCCUUUAUCUUGUGCCCAUUUUUCAUUGCCACUAAAAAAAAUACUUCCUCCGGUGCCAAGAUGAUUGGUAGUGUUCUAGUGCAGUAAUGAGAGCAUAGCCUUGCUGUGUUUUUGUUGUUCAAGAAUCCAAUAAUAGAAUGUGGAUACUUCAUGUUCAUAUAUUGUAAGUUUGAUCAUGUUAAUUUGGAAUUUGAAGAUUUUUAUUAUAUGGUUUGCCAUGUUCAGUGUUAGUAAUUAAAGGGGAGAAGUCUUAUAAUGGUGACGUACACUGUAGGCACACCCCUGGCCCUUAUAUGUAGUAAUUAUUUUUAUUGUUUGUGUUAGUUACUUUAUGUAAGUUGGCCAUCAGAGUAUUUUGGUUAUUCAUCAUAUUUCAUAAGCUAAUUAUUUAACAUUCCAUUCUAAGGAGUCAUUUGAUCUGGUUGCUUUUUCAAAGCAACCUGGUCCUUCACUCAUUAGCCUCACUGUUGUUUGUGAUAUGUUAUUGUACCUAUUGUAAGUUAAAGCUAAGUUAAUGCCAUACUUUCUUUCAGACCUUAUCAAUAAUGCACUUAUAAGGAUACAUUGAAAUGUUAAUAUAUGCUUAAAUCUGUAGAGGAAGCACUAUUUGGAGGAGUUGGCCACAGUUGUAUCAGGCUUUGAAGGCUCUUUAGCUUCAGUUACAAGAUAGAAGAAAAUUUCUUUUUCCACAACAAAUUUCAGUGAUAAAAAAAAAAUGCCAUUUGCUACUUUUUCUCUUAACAUUGGAGUAGUACUAAGAAUAUGUAAUGAUUUCAUAUCUCAGGGUGUUUAAUGACUGCUUUUGCUAGCUUUAUCAGAAUAAUAUUUUGGUAUUGGAGCAUAUAAAAUGUUAAAAUACAGUUGAUGAAUUUAUUAGAUUUUUAUAAUCUGGAACUUUAUAACAGUUGUCCAUAUAUUAGUUUUAUUACUGCAAAGUGAAGAAAGUUCCAUGGUCAGUUGCAAGUAUUAAUACAAAAUGAAGCUUAAAACUUACGAAUGGAUAGUUUUUCUUUAGUCAUUUUUUUAUAUUUUGAGUCAUGAGAUUCACAUGUCAAAAAACGUGCUAUUUAAUUACUAGUAUGUUUUUGUUUUAAAAAGUUGGAGUAGCUAGUUUGAUUACUAUUGUCGUUCAUGAAAUCAAUUACUAGACAGUGGAAAACUAUUUUUUCUUAAUUUCUUGUGAUUGAGGCAUUCAUAUUCCCCUAUUGGAUGUAAACAACCAGUUUCUAUUAGUGGAUGCUAUUACCUUGUUGCCCCAAUAUGCCUACUCCUUGGUGGGUAUUACUUGCCAAUCUUUAUUGCCCAGGUAUAUAUUGAGCAGAAUGGCAUAUACUUCAAUAGAUAAAGUUUUUGCAGUGCUUUUACUGAAGAAAUCUUUGAAAAUUAAAUUUGUUCUGUUUUCCAGAAAACAUGAUACUGCCAUUAAUAAUAAGUUUCAGUGGUUUCCUGUAUAGUGUAUUAACUUCUGACCAACUACAUAUGUGCUGAAACAAGUGAUCUGUUUUGAUUACAAGAUAACUAAACUAUUUUUCACAUUAUGCUGUGACCUAUUAGUAUUGAAGGGUAAAUAAUUCUUCUUGCUCAUAAGAUUUUGAAUAAAAUGAGUCUCUA
Messenger RNA from Macrobrachium nipponense, 7903 nucleotides. RefSeq names its product dynamin-like (gene shi). Bases 94 to 2724 code for a protein of 876 amino acids. Gene Ontology annotation, cellular component: microtubule; synapse; plasma membrane. Gene Ontology annotation, biological process: receptor-mediated endocytosis. Lineage: Eukaryota; Metazoa; Arthropoda; Malacostraca; Decapoda; Palaemonidae. The transcript is spliced from 18 exons. Gene Ontology annotation, molecular function: GTP binding; GTPase activity; microtubule binding. The record is from RefSeq and is a predicted model, not a curated record.